AUGUGCUACAGUACAUUGACAAUCGAGAUGAUUUCACAAAGGUUGUGUAUAGACUGUGGCACCAACUCUUUAUUCCUCUUGUCAAAUGUGGUGUUCCAGUCUAUGUAUCGUGUAAAACACCAACACUCUACUCUCAAAGACGAGAUACAAACGAUGAGACCAGGAGCUGGUACACCUGAUCACCUAGUCAUCAGAUGGAUCAUACUCGAUCCUCAAUGUGAUCAUAUUCAACAAUUGUCACAACGUUUAAAUGGUCAAACUUUAGAUAAACAUUCUUGUCAACUUUUAAAAGAUUGGACAGCAGGAAUUCCUGUAUUAGUAAAUUAUGCUUUAGAGUAUACACGAUCAUCAUCAAAGGAGAUUAGUUUAAAAGGUUUUAGAAAUUUUAUGAUUAAAGAAUAUCAAUGUGUAGAAUUAACUCCUUUUGAUUCAUUUCAAGAUGAUAAUAUGAAAGAUAUGUAUCUUGAACUUUUUAGAAUCUCUAUUCUCAGAGUUCCAUUGAAUCUUGCAUCAGAUAGGGAGAUCGAUCCAGAGUAUUGGUGUAUUCCAUCUGAAAAGGGGCGUACCAAGAAAUACAAACUUGUAGAUCUCAUUGAAACAUAUCAUGUUUCUUUGAUAUAUUAUGGUCGUUACGAAUGUGUAUGUAAAUAUAAAUACCAAACAAAAGGACAGUUACUCAAAGAACAACAGAUAUUUCCUCAAACUGGUAUCCGAUUGAAAGAUGCUUUACGUGAUUGUUUACGUGAUAAAUUAACUGCACUCUAUGAUGGAUACAAGAAUAUCUUACUUGGGUGUUCAAGUAUGGCAGAUGGAUGUUUUCCAACCUUUCAAUUCAAUGGUCAUAAAUGUGAUAAUAACAAGUUUAUUGUUGAAAAUCAUCAAUGGUUUGGUGAUUGGGAUCAUCCUAUUUGUGAUGGCUCACUCUUUGAAAAGUUAUUAAUAUUAAUAUUAUUUAUAGGUAUUGCAUUUACUUUUGUGAAUAGAUCCUGGGGUCUAGGCUAUGACACAAAAAUACAAAAAGCUAUCAAUCAACUUUUCGCACACAGCAAUAAUAAUAAUAAUAAUAAUAAUAAUACUAAUUUAUCAAUUGAUACUAUGGUAUUAGUUGUUAUAGCAAUGAAUAUUUCUGAUUCAUUAAACGAUGGAAACCCAAUCAUUUAUAAUGAUUAA
Molecule: messenger RNA, 1170 nt
Organism: Cavenderia fasciculata
Lineage: Eukaryota; Evosea; Eumycetozoa; Acytosteliales; Cavenderiaceae
Exons: 5
Coding region: 1-1170 (389 amino acids)
Source: RefSeq, a predicted model, not a curated record